UCGAUGUUCGGGUGGUCUCGGAUUGACAGAUUAUAACAGUGUGCAUGCGUUCGUCCACGUGAACUCUUUAUUGCGUCUGGAGUACAUUUGUGUGUGUUCAUACCGGUCAUGUUUUGACAGCUGCCAAAAUAGGGUUAAAUAGAUGCAAUAAAAAACAUCAUUAGUAGAUAAGAUUAGGAGAGCCGCAGUAAACAUCUGUAUUUUUCAACACAUAACUUGUCAGACAAGAUCUAAUUGCAGAAGAGUCGAACUACAAAAAUCUUGCCAUGAUUUCAUUUUUAUUUUAUUAAAGAUUAUUGCUAUCUUAACGAUGCAGACUGUAAGGUCCUCUUAUAAGCUACAUUUCACUAAGUGUCUGUCGAGAAUGGCAGGGAAAGAUGCAAAGGUGGAGUCAAAAUCAGCAGACGUGGUAAGGCAAGGAUUUAUGGUUAAACGUUCUCAAAACAAGAAACGUUUUACUCCUGUUAACUACAAGCAACGUUGGUUUGUACUAACACGUCGUCAUCUUGUUUAUUAUGAUAGCGAUAGUGAGCGGCGCAAAGAACGAGGUCGUAUAGCGAUUGAAACAGUCCAUGUGGUAGAAACAGCAAAUCUUGGUAAUAAUUCUGGAUGUGGGAGUGGGAAUACAAAAAUAGAUACAGCUGGUAAUGACUCAGGUAGUAGCGGAGGCAACGUACCACCUGGACUACCAUUCCAGAUAGGAUAUCGAGAAGCUGGACAAGAGUAUAUUCUUUAUCUUCUCGCAGCACGGGAACAAGAUAGAUCUGAAUGGAUACGUGCUAUCCGUGCUGUAUGCUGUGAAAAUCCAAGUUUAAGCAAUCGUUAUCACGUGGGCUUAUGGAGUGGUAAACGUUGGUCUUGUUGCCGUUUGGUAACGCGAUCUGCGGAAGGUUGCGAUACAUGCAGUUCUUGGUCUUUGAAUGUGACAAACGCUCCAGCGUGUCCGCUACGAACAGUAACUUCUACUACAGGAAACGUCACUGCUUCGAUUGUCAUUCCACCAGCGGAUUCUACUACUCAAACGACAAAUGCUGAAACGAACAACAAUCCGAUCAUUCAAUCUCAAGCGUGUUCUACGUUUGGUACUCCUUCGACUCCAAUAAUGCCGGGUGGAACUCCUGGUACUCCAUCUUCUAAAAAUAAAGAUAAAGUAGUUACAAGAGCAAAGGUUGUGGUGGCUUUGUAUCCUUUUCGUGCAAUAGAAGCUGGUGAUCUUUCUCUUGAAAAGGGUGCAGAAUAUGAGGUAUUAGAUGAUUCUCAAGAACACUGGUGGAAGGUGAAAGAUGAGCAUGGAUCAAUUGGUUAUAUCCCUAGUAACUAUGUGAAAGAAAAAGAACUCCUAGGAUUGCAAAAAUAUGAAUGGUACGUAGGUGAUAUGUCAAGACAACGAGCAGAGUCUUUACUGAAACAGGAAGAAAAGGAAGGAUGUUUCGUCGUUCGUAAUUCUUCAACGAAAGGUCUUUAUACACUUUCACUUUAUACAAAAAUUCCACUUCCACAUGUUAAACACUAUCAUAUAAAGCAAAGUACUCGAGGGGAAUUCUAUCUCUCGGAAAAACAUUGUUGCAGUUCGAUUCCCGAUCUUGUGAAUUAUCAUCGACAUAAUAGUGGAGGACUUGCGAGUCGGUUAAAAACAAGUCCUUGUGAUAGACCAGUUCCACCUACUGCCGGCCUUAGUCAUGAUAAAUGGGAAAUAGACCCAGCAGAGCUACAUUUAUUAGAUGAACUAGGUUCUGGUCAAUUUGGAGUGGUACGAAGAGGAAAAUGGCGUGGUUCCAUCGACGUUGCUGUGAAAAUGAUGAAAGAAGGAACUAUGUCUGAAGAUGAUUUUAUAGAAGAAGCAAAAGUCAUGACAAAGCUACAGCAUCAAAAUCUCGUUCAACUAUAUGGUGUUUGUAGUAAAGACAGACCAAUAUAUAUUGUCACAGAAUAUAUGCGGCAUGGAUCUCUUCUCAACUACCUCCGUCGUCAUGAAGCUACUUUAGGUGCAAACGUUGGUCUUUUGCUGGAUAUGUGCAUACAGGUCUGUAAAGGAAUGGCAUAUUUGGAGAGACAUAACUAUAUCCACAGAGACCUAGCAGCACGCAAUUGCUUAGUUGGAUCUGAAAACGUAGUGAAAGUGGCUGAUUUCGGUUUGGCAAGAUAUGUUUUAGAUGAUGAGUAUACCAGUAGCGGGGGUACCAAAUUUCCAAUUAAAUGGGCACCGCCGGAAGUAUUGAACUAUACUCGGUUCAGUUCAAAAUCGGAUGUCUGGGCGUACGGAGUUCUGAUGUGGGAAAUUUUUACCUGUGGAAAAAUGCCUUAUGGUCGUCUCAAGAAUACCGAGGUUGUCGACAGAGUUCAACGUGGAAUUAUAUUAGAACGACCGAAAGCUUGCUUCAAAGAAGUUUAUGAGGUAAUGCGGAAAUGUUGGGCACACUGUCCAGAAGUUCGACCUUCUUUUCGUGUUCUUAAGGAACAGCUCAUUAGCGUUUCUCAAGGCCUUCUCAAUGAUUGACUCAACCUUCUCCGGUGUAUGCGCCUUUCUUCGCCCUCUGGACGAUCAAUACAAUACAUAAAGUCUCCAUCGUCAUUGGAGCAGUCAACUUCUGUUCUGGCAUCCUCUAAUUCAUCAUGCAAUUCUGCGACAUUACCUUUAUCACAUAAAACUCGUGCACCGGCCUCUUUGCCUUCUUCGGUCAACUUCCUUCAUCUAUCAUCAACCAUAUCUAGACCGGAAGAGGAAGAAUCAUCUUCACAAAGCACGACUCAUCACUUGGCUAGUCAACCAUCCGCAAGUUCAUCUAACGUUUGUGACAUUUGUAGUUCUUAUGGACAUCCGUGGAUAGAACUUUGCAAGGCAAUACGGGCUACUAAAGAGGAAUAAACCUUUUAUUGUUUAUUUGUAAUAUAAUGACUACAUCGUUUUUGCUUCAUAAAAUGCUUAUAUACAGGCUGCGCUGACCCCUGUUUUUAGUCUUCACAACGACAUUAGAGUAAAUUUGCAAGUAAUUUGAGGAAUAAACACAAUAAAUAAUUAAAACAAGGAGUGCGUAUAAAGAUGGGUUCAAAAAAAAGCUUCUUCACUAAAAUAUUGCUAUUAAGACAAAAAUUAGUUGUACGUUUGAAACAUCUUAUAUUACAAUAAAUGUUUAAGAUAUAAGCGAGCUCUGGCAUAUAUAACCAUUGAUAAUAAUUUUUCUAUUUUUUAUUUUAUUAUUGUUUUAGUAUUGAACAAUUAAGAAAGUGAUAUAUUUUAGACUACGUAGUAAUUCACUGAUAAAUAUAAUUCAUUUUAUCUAAUAGAAUAAUGGCCUCAAUGUUAAAGAUAUUCAUUGUCAUUCUUAAAUCGAUCUACUUUUACAAUUUUUUUCCGCUCGUUUAUGUCGCUAUCCUAUUACUAUUAGUUUUUCUUUUUUUAAAUUGUUUCUAAAAAUUUACGAUGUUCACAAUGUUUGCUAAUAUCUUUUUUCGCUACACCAUAAUUUCUACGUCCAAUAAUAACGUCCAUUUAAUUAUUUUUUAACGAUUUUUUACUUUUUACAUUAAAAUUAUGCCGAAUCAUUUAAAAUAAUAUACAUAAGCAUGAGUCGUCUCCGAGGAUAAAAAUAUUUUCUUGAGUCAUAACACAUUUAUUUGAAAAGAAAAUGUUUUUAUUAUAUCAUACCUUCUUAUACAGUUCGGGAGAGACUGAAUGUGAUAUAUUUUAAACGAAUGAACUACCAUGGUAGUAUACACUGAUGGACUGAGGCAGAAUGACAUAUUGAAGCCAACUGGAAGCCAGUGGAAAAUGCUGAAACAAAAUAACAUUUCUAGGGGAUCCUGCCAAUCAUCUUAUAGCAUGCGUACACUUAAUUUAUGUAGUAUUAGCAAUGUAUUAAAUAAUAAUAGAAAAUAAGAAAAGACGAAGAAGAGAAAUUUCUCUUUGAAAAUAUCUCUUAGAUCUUAUGUUAGAAAACAGAUAUUGAUAAUUGAUAUUACACACUUCAUAAUAUAAAAAUAUAUAUAUAAAUAAAAUAUGUAGAUUUUGAAAGUGAUCAAAGUGAUAUCUAUUAUUUUUUCGAAAAUAAAAAUUGAGCAUUUAUAAUAAAAUGAAUAUAUUAGUCUGAAAUAAUAAAUAUAAUCUUAAUUUUUAGAAUUUCACAUCACACACACUUUCAAAAUGAUAAAUUUGUAUGCGGCAUAUAAUAUUUCCAAUAUCCAAUAUAAGUUUGAUUAACGCAAUUAUAUAAAUUGAAUUAUUAUUCACGAUAAAAUACAUCUGGUUAUUGUGUUAAUGUAUUAAUUUUUUUGAUAGAGAUAUUGUGUGUUGUACGGCCAUAUAUAACACAUACUAUUAUUUUUUAAUACUUAUUAUUAGUAUAAAUAUAUGUUAAAUUGCAAAAAAAAAAAAAGAUACAUAUUUGAAUAACAAUAAAAUGUUAUGUAUUAGACAGACAAAUCGAUACAGAGAGCCAAAUAAUAAUGAUAACAGGAUGGAUAACAUUCUUUUGUACACGUUUUUGUCUUUAACGCAUAAAAAAUAAAAUAAAUAGCUUUCUGUAUGAAU
Molecule: messenger RNA, 4528 nt
Organism: Polistes canadensis
Lineage: Eukaryota; Metazoa; Arthropoda; Insecta; Hymenoptera; Vespidae
Gene: Btk29A
Product: tyrosine-protein kinase Btk29A
Exons: 16
Coding region: 311-2497 (728 amino acids)
Biological process (GO): peptidyl-tyrosine autophosphorylation; intracellular signal transduction
Molecular function (GO): protein binding; non-membrane spanning protein tyrosine kinase activity; ATP binding
Source: RefSeq, a predicted model, not a curated record